AUGGCAGACCCUCCCGACAGCCAGGUCACUGAGCCCGCAGCAGCGAAGAAGGCGAGCAAGAAGAAACCAGUGUGUAGGUUCUACAACACAAAAGCAGGAUGCAGAGCAGGAGACAAAUGCAGGUUCCUCCAUCCGGCUCAGGAGACCACAGCCACGCAGGAGGCAUCGAAAGCCAUGGAGGAGCCUGAAGCGCCGACUCCCAGCUCAUCAUCCUCUGCUCAAGCACCACAGGCUACCCCUCAGCCAGCGCCUUCCAGAGUUGUGGCAAGGCCGACUCCGAAGGCCCAAGCUGAGGACCCAAGGAGCUUUCAGGUCUCGCAAAUCCAGCGUCGGUUCAAGGCUACUUCAUCAGAAAUCGAUAAAGCUUCCACCCUGACAUUUGGCUUAAGACCUACUGAUCCCGACUUCCCAUACGACAUAGAUCUUCUCGAGUGUGAACUGACUGUGCCCCAAUCUUACCCUGCGUCUGGACGACCGGCUCUCAGAGUACGCAACAAGGAUAUACCGCGAGGCUUUCAGAUCAACAUCGAGCGCGGCUUUGACUCUCUCGUUUCGGAAAGUCCCAAUGCUACCUUGCUUGCCCUCGUCAACCGUCUCGACCAGCGUCUCGAAGCGAUUCUUGGUGGCAAGGUGGCUGAGACUGUCACGCUGGUUUCCAACCGCACUGCCAAGCCUACUACAACAGAGUCGAAGCCUACUCCCGAAGCUGUGUCGGCGCCACCGAAGCCAAUACAUGCUGUUCCAGCUGCUCCCACCGUUCCACAGCUCGAAGAUGCGCGGCGCAAGCGUGCAUCAAGCGUCAGGCAGCUCGAGGCUCGAUUCAGCAAAGUACCAGCCUUUUCCAAGACCGCGGAUGGCUUGACAUACACUCUGCCUCUCGACUCGCCGAAGCGAUCCGCCUGGCCUUUUGCGCUACAAUUUGUGAAGACUAUGAGAAUCAUAGUGCCUGAAAGAUACCCGCUGGAACCUCUGUCUCUACUCCUGGACAACCAGAGCGCAGAAGCCAGGGCCGUCGAACGAGCCUUCCGCGAACGGUCGCAGCAGCAGACAGACGCAAGCGUAACGCCGCAGGUCAACUACCUCACCCUGCAUAUCAAGGACAUGGCCGCAGCUGCAUCAGUCAAACCGGUGUCAGAGCCCGUUCAGCCUGCUCGCGCGGUACUCGAGGAGACAAAGGCAGCAGCUGAGACACAAGCGUCCCAGCAAACCCUUGAAAGCUCUGAAAAGCCGCACGUUCACCGCAUUCCCAGGCCGCCGGAGUGGGACCUGCAAAACGAUUCAGACGAUGACGACUUCGACAGUGAAGAAAGCUCUGACUACGACAUUGGCACCGAGGAUGGUACAGCCGAUGAAGCCAAGCCAGGAGAAGAGCAAGCGCCCGCUGCUGCACCGGCGGAGCGAGGCAUCCUACUGUCUUUUCCGAAACUCGAUCUGCAUGGCAUCGAAUUACUUGAGCUCACAUCCUUGAAUCUCACCGUGAAGUGCGAGCGGUGCAAGGACACGACGGACGUUGAGAAGCUUCGAAGUGUUACUGAGAGCGAUAAGAUGCGCGAAGUGACUUGCAAGAAAUGCGCUACCGUGCUGGCGGUGAGGUUUCGAGCUGACCUCAUACAUGCCAAUUCGGUGCGAGCUGGCUACCUGGACCUUGAUGGGUGUACUGUGGUGGACAUGCUACCAAGCAACUUCAUCCCAACAUGUUCCGAGUGCUCUACCGCCUACCCUGCACCUGGCGUGGCCGCAGUACGAGGUGAUGCCGCCUUUGCCGUCUGCCGCGAGUGUCAUCGCAAGAUGACCUUCCGUAUCAUCGAGGUGAAGUUCUUGCUAGUCAGCGCAUCCGCAAUCCGCGCAUCGCGAGCACCAGGAAAGAAAAAGGCGAGAGAGAACCUGGGCAUCACCGUUGGCACAGAGCUACCUCGUCAAGGAAGAUGCUCGCACUACCGGAAGAGUUACAGAUGGUUCCGGUAUGCUUUACACCUAGCCCAAACCUUCUCCCCGGCGCGUGACGCCACGCACGGGCUGACCGAAAGUACGCCGAAACCUUGCGCCGCUGAGCUGACACGCUUCUCCAGAUUCUCGUGUUGCCAGAAAGUCUAUCCGUGCGAUCGGUGCCACGACGAGCAGUCAGAUCAUCCGAACGAACAUGCGAACAGGAUGCUUUGUGGCUUCUGUUCCCGGGAGCAGAACUACAGGCCUGAAGACUGCUCGACCUGCCAUGCAGCCCUCACUGGUAAGAAAGGUCGCGGAUUCUGGGAAGGAGGCAAGGGCACGAGGGAUCCGAUGCGGAUGAGCAGAAAGGACCCCAGGAAGUACAAACGCCCCCCUGGCACGAAGUCGAAGAAGUAG
This is a messenger RNA of Saxophila tyrrhenica, 2343 nucleotides long. RefSeq lists its product as uncharacterized. Bases 1 to 2343 code for a protein of 780 amino acids. The transcript has 11 exons. Gene Ontology annotation, molecular function: zinc ion binding. The record is from RefSeq and is a predicted model, not a curated record. NCBI's taxonomy places the organism in Eukaryota, Fungi, Ascomycota, Dothideomycetes, Mycosphaerellales, Extremaceae.